AUGGCACGAAAGCGCCAUCGUGAAUACUUGGCAGAUAUUCCCCAAUGCGGGAUCUGUUCAACUACCGUUUACCAGCAUGAAAAGAUCAUAGCGCUCUGCGGUAAUUACAAUUCGACCGCGCAUAUCGCUCUCACGGAACCAUUUGCCAGGUACCCGUUAAAAGACUUCGACGUAUAUAUGAGGGAGAGAUAUGAAACCAGCUUUGCCGACGACAACUCUCCAAACCACGCCACAUCGCCUGAGUUUUGUGCGAUGCACUUGGGUUGCUACCAGAUAGUUCAACAGGUAGGCCAUGUUGCAGAUGAAGAGUCUUUGAAUAGGCUCUGGAUUCUAACGGCAUGGAAAAAUCCUUGGCGCGGAAUGGAGCGCCUUCGUCUAUCAAAUGAUAUAAUCGACGACGAAGUUCUUGAGAAGACCGCUCGAUUCGGUGGGAUACCGCUACUCUGUUCAUUACCCAGAGAAAUCAUUCAUAUGAUCAAACGAUACUCUGAGGAUUCUGUAUUCUGGAGGUGUAUGAUGGCGAUUCGACUUGCAGCCUGGAUUUCUCGGACCAGCCCGCAGCCCGUCCGAGCUAUGCCAUUGAGAAGCGUCUUUUCGUGGGAGCGCAACGGAGAGUUGCGUCGCAUUGAGCCUUUAUCACCGCCACUACCAGUUAUAAAAUUGACUAUAGAUUGUGAAGGCAUUCGAAAGAUGGAGCGGCUUCCGACUCGGCCACAGUAUUCCGGACGGUGGUCAAGGCCUGCCAAGCACCUUGCCUAUAUUGUUGAAGAUGAGGCAUCCCUCGAAGGAGUAAAAGUACAGUUAAAGGACGGCCGUUUCCGCCUCAAGCUACCUCGACAAUUGCGCAACGUCCGCCUCCACGUAUGGAACAGCCCAACACCUCCCAACUUAUCGCUCUGUAUGGUAUAUCCGAAAAAGAUAAUGCCAAUACAGCGCUUUAAUGUCGUUGAGUUGAGUGAAAUACGAGGAAUCACAUUCUAUCUCAAUACUACCGUUGUAUUGGCUAUGCAUAUCCACCUUACAGAACAAGAAUCCACCCUUUGGACAGAUAAAGCUGUCUUGGAAGAGAAACGUCCUGAUGCUAUCUUUUCAGAGCCUAUUAGGGUGUAUCUGCCUUUACCAAAGGGUGACCGGAUAACCUACCUCGGCGCUAAUGGAUCAGAUGAUCGUCUAAAUGUCAUAUUUGUGAGAAUGGAAAAAGCCGGCGAUAUCACCAUUGGACAGCGUCAACCAGGCACCGGUGAAGACAAGGUUCUGGCAGCGCAGAGCUCUGUCUCAUUGGUUUACUGCGAGCCAAACAAAAGAGAGAUGUUGCCUUUCUUUGGUGCAUAUCAAGCAUCCCCAGCAACAUUGGAUGUCGCUAGCCGCCCGAUAUUCGCUGAGAUUGGUGCAAACCGGAUGGGCCGAUUCACUUAUUACUCCUGGGCCAGUUUGGAUGGAGUUUCUUCUGUUAGGAUAUUUUACGAGGAUGAUUUCGAAUUUUGCCGAGGACUCAUGUUCUACUAUGAGAAUGGUGCGAGUCGUACAGUCGGAGACUGUCGUGUUCAGAUAGAUCGGGAGGCGACUGUGGACAAACCAACCCAAAUCUGUUUCCGAACCAAGGUUCCCGAGAGUGAAAAUGGCGAAAAUGGAAUAGGAACGGUUUGCAAAUUACGGGUGGAGUUUGAGCAUCACAAUGGACAUGAUGAACGCUGGCACUGUCUUCCUUUCAGGGGGAUCAUACGAUUUUGGAUUGCAGGAGGAUUCUCGUGGCUGUCUGUCGAGCAAUAA
Molecule: messenger RNA, 1770 nt
Organism: Trichoderma harzianum CBS 226.95
Lineage: Eukaryota; Fungi; Ascomycota; Sordariomycetes; Hypocreales; Hypocreaceae
Exons: 3
Coding region: 1-1770 (589 amino acids)
Source: RefSeq, a predicted model, not a curated record